Molecule: messenger RNA, 573 nt
Organism: Trichophyton rubrum CBS 118892
Lineage: Eukaryota; Fungi; Ascomycota; Eurotiomycetes; Onygenales; Arthrodermataceae
Exons: 2
Coding region: 1-573 (190 amino acids)
Biological process (GO): regulation of actin filament polymerization
Molecular function (GO): protein binding
Source: RefSeq, a predicted model, not a curated record
AUGGAGUUCGUAAUGAUCCACCCCCCGAAUAAUGUCAGACGGUCUGCCUCUCCUCAACCCCAGUUCAGACGACCAGAACGGCCCGCAAGUGCAAGUGGAAUGGAGCUCCAACUGUCGACCAAUGAUGUAAACCAGCAUAUGGGAGGCCACAACGACGGUUAUCCGCCUUACCAGGGUGAGUAUCAGGGAGGAUAUCAAGGAGGAUAUCAAGGAGGGUAUCAGGGCGGAUAUCAGGGUGGAAAUGUCUAUGGCCAUCAUCAGCAGCAACGCCCUCACUCCAUGUACUAUAGCGCCACUCCAGACUACGGCCAUGGGGCCCAGGAUCAACAUUCAGGAAGCAGGAGUGUGAUAAUGGCGGAAGCUCCAACAAUCAGCCGCGAUGGCAGGCCAAUUCUUCAUUUUGCUCGUGCAAUGUAUUCUUAUACUGCAGCCAUCCCUGAAGAACUUGGGUUUGCCAAAGGAGACAUCCUCGCCGUGCUAAGGCAUCAAGACGAUGGAUGGUGGGAGGCUGAAAUCACCAAUCAGCCAACUCGUCCAGGCCUUGUACCCAGCAAUUACCUUCAGCCUUGCUAA